Molecule: messenger RNA, 1047 nt
Organism: Capra hircus (goat)
Lineage: Eukaryota; Metazoa; Chordata; Mammalia; Artiodactyla; Bovidae
Product: translation initiation factor IF-2-like
Exons: 1
Coding region: 1-1047 (348 amino acids)
Source: RefSeq, a predicted model, not a curated record
AUGCUCCACAGCGGAAACCCACGAAGUGAGGAAGGGGGAGGACGACCACCGGGGGCCCGACCCACCCGCCCCGCCCGCGGCGAGGACGACCGACCGCCCACGUGGGUUCCCGAGGGGCGCAGCGCGCCGCGGCGGCGUGGAGGAGCGAGGGGGCGACCCCGCUCGUGGGCCCGGCGCGGGUCCGGGGACGGCAGACGCGCCCUGGCGUCCACCCGCCGAGGGACCCGACCCGCGCUCGGGCGAGGCCACCGGGACUCCCCUCGCCCAGCAACGCCGUCGGCGGACAGAGGGCAGCUACGCGCAACGCAGCGGGGCCGGGCGGGCGGGGAAGCGAGACGCACCGGGGCGCGGCCCGGGGAUCGGCAGACGCACGGACCGACGGAGAGGGGCACCGACGGCGGAGGCGGUGGGGCCCGGGGCAACUGGAAACCGCCCGGACGCAGUCGGCCGCCGGCCCGCCCCGGGCUCUCAGCGCCCACGGUCUCAGCACCGGGUGGGGGCGCUCCCGCGGCGCCCACCGCUCUCCCGCCGCGUCCCCGCGCCCCCACCGCCCUCGCGCCACCCGCCGGGCCCAGCUCCCCGCCUCCUCCCCGAGGGCCCUCCGCCAGGGGACGCCAGCUGCAGGGAGGCCAGGGACGACACCCAAGGCCCCGGACAGCGGAGGAGCGCGGGCGGGCACCCGUGCAGGGCGGGGGGACGGCGGGCAGCGAGGGCCGCGGGGCCGGGCCCCGAGAGAGCGACACGGCCGGGCCGGCAGGACAGCAAGCGCGGGCCCCACCGCCACACGCGGGGGCGCUCCCGGGACGCCGGCCACCCCCCGAGCCCCCACGCCCCGGCCCCGCCGCCCGGCCCGCGUGCCCCGCGCCGCCGCGUGCAGCGGAGGGGCCCGGACACCGUCCCCGCAGAUCGGCGCUCAUCGAGCCCGACCCCGAGGCUCACGUAGAGGGAGGGGGCCCAGACCCCGGCCGCCGCACGCUCGGGGAGAGGGCCGGCGAGGUCAUGCUCCGCGCUUUUGGGGAAUUGCGUUUUUCUUUUCCUUUGGAUUAG